Messenger RNA from Anopheles bellator, 3383 nucleotides. RefSeq names its product branched-chain-amino-acid aminotransferase, cytosolic (gene Bcat). The record is from RefSeq and is a predicted model, not a curated record. Lineage: Eukaryota; Metazoa; Arthropoda; Insecta; Diptera; Culicidae. Gene Ontology annotation, cellular component: mitochondrion. Bases 370 to 1692 code for a protein of 440 amino acids. The transcript has 8 exons. Gene Ontology annotation, biological process: L-leucine biosynthetic process; L-valine biosynthetic process. Gene Ontology annotation, molecular function: branched-chain-amino-acid:2-oxoglutarate transaminase activity.
ACGUCUUCAGCGGUGUACCUCGGCUAAAGCAAGAGACAGCGAAAAGCGCCCAAGUUCGCCCAAGACCGAAAAGCGGGAGAGAAAAUAAUAUAUACAUAUAUCUUCCGAGAGAUAGUCAGGCUCGCGGAACGCAAAAAGGCGUUACUGGUUUGCUUCGCUACACUCUGCAAGUCGGGUCCGGUUAGUCGGUUGUGCGUAGUGUGAAGGCGAAACAGGCGAAUUCUCUCGUCGCCCGGUGCCAUUUUAAAAGGUACAGGACCAGAUACGCCUGCCGUCUACAACGCCAACCCCCGGGGUUAGCCAAAAUCAAAGGAUUCUAGGAUUCUCUUCUGCUCCCAUCUGCAACAGUCUACAGCUCGCCGCUCCGCCAUGGUCCUCCGAAGCAAGCACUUGGUGCGCUUUGUAUUCCAGCAUCAGCAUAAACUGAUCCAGCAGCUCCUGCAGAAUCAGGUGAGGCUGUGCAGCGGCCAUGGUUUCCAGCAGCAGACGGCACUCAAGGUCGAGGAAGAGGACACUUUUCCGAAAAUCUCCGAUGCGCUCCCGAUUGCUGCCCCGUUUCCGAUGAAGCUAGAGCACGCCGCUGAUGUGGGCGAACAGUUUAAGUACACCGACCUGAGCGUGCGCCUUGCGGCACCUCACCAGCUGAAUCCGAAACCAGACGUAGAUGACCUCGCGUUUGGCAAGUACUUCACCGAUCACAUGCUGCGGGUACCGUACCACCGUCGCCUGGGCGGCUGGCAAAAGCCGGAGAUCACGCCAAUGGAGAACCUGAACCUACAUCCGGCGGCGAAGGUGUUCCACUAUGCGAUUGAGUUGUUCGAAGGGAUGAAAGCGUACCGCGGCUUCGAUGGAAAAAUUCGUUUCUUCAGACCAGAGAUGAAUAUGGCACGCAUGAACGUGACUGCUCACCGAUCCGGUCUGCCGACGUUCGACGGCGAGGAACUGAUUAAGGCGAUGGCCCGGCUUGUGAUGAUUGACUCCGAGUGGGUACCACACACGGAAUCCGCUAGCCUCUACAUACGCCCCACUUUGAUCGGCAUUGAGCCAACGUUGGGGGUAGCUUCGUCCGAUUCGGCUCUGCUCUACACCAUCCUGUCUCCGGUUGGACCAUACUUUAAGCCUGGUGCCAGUGGACUGAAACUAUACGCUGAUCCAAAAUACGCAAGGUCGUGGCCGGGUGGCGUCGGUGAUCGGAAAGUUGGGUCAAAUUACGGACCAACGAUCCAUGUGCAAAAAGAGGCACUGCGAAGCGGUUGCCAGCAAGUGUUGUGGUUGUACGGCGACGACCAUCAGCUAACCGAAGUGGGUGUGAUGAACAUUUUUAUGCUGUACACGAAGGAGAAUGGAGAGCGUGAACUUCUGACACCCCCCUUGGACGGACUGAUAUUGCCUGGAAUUACGCGAGACUCUAUCAUUCGUUUGUGCCAAGAGUGGGGAGAGUUUUCGGUUAGCGAGCAGAAGUUCACCAUGUCUAUGGUGAAGAAACUGUCUAAAGAGGGCCGACUUUUGGAACUGUUUGGCGCUGGAACGGCUGCCGUCAUCAGUCCGAUCGAUUGUAUCUCAUACUUGGGUGAGGAUAUCUCCAUACCGACGCAGAAGCAUGACAAUCCGCUGUUUGAACGCCUCUACAACACGCUCACCGACAUCCAAUACGGGAAGCUAGAACACCCGUGGGCGUACGUCAUAGAUUAAAACGUUGUGUCUUUUCUUCUUUCUCAACAUGUUUGCAUUUAUGCAAGAUAUGGUGUGGUUGAAUUGGUAUGUUUUGGUAGAUAGAGAGAAAAAUACUGCGUUAAACGGAUCUAGGAACGGAUUUAUAGUUGUGGGCCGAAAAGCGAGAGGCAAUAGAAUAUCUAUCUACAUCAAAAUGGGAAAAGAAGGUAAUAGAACAUCAGUUCACAGUUUCAGAAGUCUGAAGCAAUGAUCGAAUUCAAUAAGUAGCUGCACUCAACUUCACUACACUUUCCUACAUCCCGUUUUUUUUUUAAUUUUUUCUCCAAUCUGGCCACUAUACACACUUCACUUCGAGCGCACUGCCGUUAUCCGUUCUUCUAUCGAAACCUCAUCCUUAGUCUUACACCCAUUCUGUUUAUCAGCAUUCCCUUUCUUGCCUGUAUAUACAACAUUAGCUAUAUUAUUAGAAUAAUUUUCUCAUGUUUGUGGCCGUUGACAUUGAACUAAUUUAACAUUUAUGUAACACACAAAACCAACCAACAUCAUGCAUACCCUUCUGGCUACCGCCAGGAAAAGAAUUUGCGUAACAAAUAGGAGUUCAAAAUUGUCGCGGGUCUAAAUGUUUUGUAUUUAUUGCUGUUGAUGCUGUUCUUCGUACCAAGCGGGGAUGAGCAAAUUCCGCUUCAGUUUGUAUUUCCGGUUAACAAUGUAUGUUAGAAUAACAACACGGCAGGCUGUUGUAUAUAUGAUGUGAUGUAUUUUAUUGGCAAUCAUUCAAACACACAGGAAAAGUUGGUUGGUGAAGGAAGGGUAAAAUGGAGGAACCUGAUGCCAUUUCACUAGCAGUAAAAGACUUUUUCUUGCCAUUUCACCUACGGUGAUGAUUUGCGAAAAUGACAGACUAGAUAGGAAUGAGCGACAUCGAUAAUUUUACCUGUUUGUGGUUCAUCGUGCAUUUACUAGGAUUUUAAGGAGUAAGUCAUUUUCAUGCAAAGAGCAUAGCUGACAGAUCAGGAGCGUUUGAGGCUUUGAUGCAGAGGCAUGUAGAGUUGCUGGCUCGUUAAACACGAACGCAUUUUGCCAAAUGCAAUAUUCCGGAUGAAGGGUGCCGCGAAAACUCGUGGGCGAAAAGUGAUACGGCUGGAGCGCUCCGCAAUGUGAUGUGAUUUGAACUGCUAGACAAGGUGAAUUGCGUUAAAGUGCCACUCACCCCAACCGUGUUGGUUGUGGGUUUUUUGUUGUGAUAGGGUAUGUUUCCAUUUAUUUUCCACUGCAUUUUGCUAUAAUGAUGAAACUAAACUUUGUAUCUAAACAAGCUUACAUUGAAAAUGUAAAUUUAUUUCAUUUCAUUUAUUUUUGUAUUUUUAGUAAUUUUUUGUUUUAACACAACAAUGUUGUCGUACAAAUGGAGAAAAAAGUGCAUUUCACAACAUAUUUGUCUCUUUUUGUACAUAUAGCGAAAAAGAGCUCGCUUUGUUUAUGGAGCCAAUCCUGAUUGUUGGCUUAGGUAUACCAGAAAAGGGUUUAAUAGUGACUAACGGACGAAGCGACUAGCGGCCUUGCGCACAUACCUUUUGUGGCUCCUUGACAAGCGUUAAUUUUAGGUUAGUUGAUUUGCCUCAAAUUUGCUAUACAAUUCGCGAUAGUAGUAGUGCAAACACAUGGCAAAAUUAUACAAAUAGAAAUAAAUAAGGAGAAAGAAAAUUUAC